CAAAAUCGCAACCUGCGCCUGCUACAAAUAUGUUAAACAAACACACAAUUAAAUGAUGGCUGCUGCUGCUAGCCCACAUUGUCACCUCUGGCUCCACCCUCUUCGUCCUGGGCAGCAUCAAUGCAAUGACCGCUCCCCGCCGGGCUAUCCUCGCCUCCCUCCUCUUCAUCCUCAACAUCUGCUACAUCUGGCACAAACUGCCCACCAAGCCCAACCACACACUUGAACAUCGACAAUCGCAGCUCUGGCAUCAGCUCUCUCCUCUCAUGACCCAACAUGCCCCCAACUGCCCACCACCCAUCCUCCACGGCACCGCCGGCACCCACCGAUUCGACGCCGCCAACCCCAUCCCUCGCGAGAACUUCAUUAUCAACAGGGAAGCGAUUCUGCGCCCAAUGCAGACUGCACACGACGGCUUCGUCCACGCCAUCCACCACACCAAGUUCGAAUCCGCAUACAACCCCGCGACAAGAGGCAUCGUUACCGCAGCCGGAGGCACUUACCUCCCCACCUUCAUGGUGACGCUCAAGCUCCUCCGCCGCACCGGCUCCACUCUCCCCAUCGAGGUCUUCAUGAAGGAUCCUACGGAGUACGAGGCUACCGUGUGCGAGACCAUCCUGCCUUCGCUGGGAGCGAAAUGCCUUCUCCUCUCCGACCUCGCACCAGGUCUGGACUUCGAGCGCAUCGCCGGCUUCCAACUCAAGGCUCUGGCUAUACUCUUCUCCUCGUUCGAGGAUGUGCUCUGGCUGGACGCGGAUUGCGUCCCGCUGCAUGAUCCCACUCCGCUGCUUAGUUCUGAGCCUUUCACGACCAAAGGGCUUGUGAGCUGGCCCGAUUUCUGGGCUGAUACCGCUAGUCCGCUGUAUUUUGAUGUCUCUCGGCAGGAGGAAUCAGACGUGACGGCAAGAGCAGCCAGCGAGGCGGGUAUGCUCCUCCUUUCGAAGAGGUCGCACCUCGGCAUGCUGCUGCUGGCUGUGUACUAUAACGUUUACGGGCCGGAGUUCUACUACCCCCUCCUCAGCCAGGGUGCCCCAGGCGCGGGGGAUAAGGAUACCUUCCUCCGUGCUGCGGCCGCCAUAGAUGCGGACUUCUACGCGGUGGGUGCGCCCCCGGUGGACCUGGGCCGGAUGAAUACGGGUGGGAAGUCGACGGUGGCCCUCAAUUCGGGGUUCAUUCAGGCAGACCCCAUACAGGAUUAUGCGAGGGUCCGUUCGGGCGCAGAGAAUGGUACUGCUCCGCGGGCGUUUUUCAUUCACGCGGGCAAUCCUGAGUUCAACCCGGGAAAGGAGCUGCUGGGGAGAAAGCUGAAGGGGUUAGAUGGACGGCCGGCCAGGUUGUGGACGUAUCCGCCUGAGGCGUUGGCUCGAGUGGGCUUUGAUGCGGAGAGGGUUUUCUGGAAGGAGACGGUUGCCGUGGCUUGCGAGAUGGAGGAGGUAUUCGGGUCGUGGGAGGGAAAACAGGGGUUGUGCGAGAAGGUACGGGCGCAUGUCACGGAUGUUUUCGCAGAUAAGGCGGGUGAUUCGGGAUCUUGAUUGGUUUAGCCUUUUCGAUCAUUUGGUAUUUUUGAUUUUGGGUUGGCUUUUUGCAUGGAAACAGUCGGCGGCGUCUCAAGCAUUGGUUUCACGAAUCCUAGGCCAUCCACAUGUAUUUCGGUGAACUAGUGAGAAAGAAGCAAGGCUAGUUCACCACAAGGCCUAAUUAUAUCAACGCCUGUUUGCUAGCGGCGCUUAUUGGCUCGUGGAACGCUUGUUGAGACCCUAUGCCAUGUAUAUUAGUCCUUCUCGUGGCAUUGGCAGAGAACAGCAGGGGUAGGUCUAGCGUCAGUACUGCG
Molecule: messenger RNA, 1831 nt
Organism: Aspergillus japonicus CBS 114.51
Lineage: Eukaryota; Fungi; Ascomycota; Eurotiomycetes; Eurotiales; Aspergillaceae
Product: alpha-mannosyltransferase
Exons: 1
Coding region: 126-1532 (468 amino acids)
Biological process (GO): mannan biosynthetic process
Cellular component (GO): Golgi apparatus
Molecular function (GO): alpha-1,2-mannosyltransferase activity
Source: RefSeq, a predicted model, not a curated record